CUCAGCCUAUAAAUAUACGUGCACAGAGUUUCUCGUCUCAAUUAUAUUUUUUACUCAAAUACUCACAAAAGAAAAAAAAAUCCAUUCAGAAAAGAAAAAAAACUAGAAAGAUGGGAUCACAAGACAGUUUUAGUGGAUGCGAGCAACCCGUGGCACAUAAGCGUUGUGCAAAAGGAUGUGGGUUUUUUGGGACAGCAGCGAAUUUAGAUAUGUGCAGCAAGUGUUACAGAGAUCAUCUUAAAGAAGAAGAACAAUCUCUUUUAGCCAAAGCCGAUUUUGAGAAGUCUGCAAACCCUAAGAAAGCUUUGACAACCUCUCCAAAGGAAUCAGAGGCGAACUACCCUACCGAUGAUUCUAAUGUUGCUGCGAAGGAGACUACUACAGCUUUGUCGAGUUCUGCAUCAUCAUCAGCAACAUCUGGAGGCGAAAGUGGUGCAGUAGUGAAGAAUAGGUGUUUGAGUUGUAACAAGAAAGUGGGGUUGACCGGGAUCAAGUGCAAGUGCGGAUCAGUUUUCUGCUCUAUGCAUCGCUACCCUGAGAAGCAUUCUUGUGACUUCGACUACAAGGCCGCUGGAAAAGAAACAAUCGCAAAACUGAAUCCACAGGUCAAGGCAGACAAGAUUGAAAGAUUUUAAUUGCAUAGAUUUAUUUUCCAAUUUGAAUGUAAUUUUUUUUGUUUUCUUGAAACAUGAAAGAUUACAUGUAAUUAAACUAGCAUCUUUCCCGAUAAUUAUGGAAUUCGUAUAUACUUAUUAUGCAGCAUAACUAAGAGUUGAAGCAAGAAAGGUUACACGUAAAUAAGAUAUAUAUGCUCUCUUAUAGCUUCCAAAAUGUACGCAGCUUCGUAGUGACAAUAUGUACGUGCAUGAAUAUCCAUGUACCGUUCUUUUCACUACAUUCGUAUACUUUUUGAAUAUA
This is a messenger RNA of Papaver somniferum (opium poppy), 918 nucleotides long. RefSeq names its product zinc finger A20 and AN1 domain-containing stress-associated protein 1-like. The coding region runs from base 111 to 635 and encodes 174 amino acids. The transcript has a single exon. Lineage: Eukaryota; Viridiplantae; Streptophyta; Magnoliopsida; Ranunculales; Papaveraceae. Gene Ontology annotation, biological process: proteasome-mediated ubiquitin-dependent protein catabolic process. Gene Ontology annotation, molecular function: zinc ion binding; DNA binding. The record is from RefSeq and is a predicted model, not a curated record.